UUUGCCACUCAAUCUGCCUUAUUCAAAUUUUCCUUACUCACUUCACAUACAUGCGUAUGCCCGAUACUUUAAUCUGAAUGAAAAAUUUCCCAUGCCCUGCAGAUUCUCACAAUAUUUUCCCAAAAACAUUCUGUAUAUUUAGCGCAACAAAUGCCGGUGUCUCGUCAGUUUUAUAUGAGAUAUCGUCGGAAUAGGUUCCUUGUAAAGCAGAGAAACCGAACAAAAACAAAGAUUAUCGCUAAAGUUAAUAUAAAGUAAACAAAGAAUCAAAAAGAUAAUUCAUACUCUUAGUUACUCACGUGAGAUCAAAAAACGUAAAUCUUUAGAUUUUUCAUAAAAGUUUCAGACGCGCAAAAGGGGAAAAGCUUAUUCAGAUUGUCUACGAGACAGUCGAUCGAUUGAUAUUUUUUGUAAAAAAAUAAGUUUUACCUACAUACAUAUAUGUAUUGUGGUCUUAUCGGGACUUUCAAAUGAAAAGUGAAAGUGCCAACCGAAAAAGGUUCUAACACAAAGCGUCGAACAAAAGUUAUUUAUCUAAGCCAGUAACUAAGUGAACAACUAAGUGCGCUUUAGCAAGCAAAAUGAUCUGAUAGCAACUAAAAAUAAUUCUGAUGGAUAAACAGAUAAAAGUUUAGAAAUAAACAACAACAAUACAAUUACAUACAUACUUUAAAUUAAAUACAUAAAGUGCGCACAGUAGUGCGUAUUAUCGGACGUAAAGUAAAAACAAUUUCAAUAACUAAAGUAAAGAGUGAGUGAAAAAUUCGCUGUGAGCAAAAGGAUUUGACAUCUUUUGUCUGGGACCUGUAUAAAAAAAGGGUAUAAAAAUAUACAGUUAGAAAAACCAAGAUGAGAGCAGAAGAUCUACCACGUGUGCGCAUCGCAGUAAUUGGAAAUGCGGAUGUGGGAAAAUCAGCGUUGACAGUGCGUUAUCUGACAGGCCGUUUUAUUGGCGAAUACCGAUCAAACACAGAUCUACUAUAUAAUAAAACGAUCUCAUUGGAUGCUGGCCUGACGGAAGUGGAAAUUGUUGAUGUCUAUGCCGGAAAUGAAGAAGAUUUUCCAAUGGAGCAAGUUCUCUGGGCAGACGCUUGCAUGGUCGUCUACAAUAUAACGGAGCGUAAAAGUUUUGGCUAUGCCAGUAAAUGUUUAGGCGAAAUUAAGGCGUUACAAAAUGGUCCAUCCGCUUAUUUGAUAGGCAACAAAGCAGAUUUGGAUCAUUUACGAGAGAUACCCGAAAAAGAAGGUGCUGCGCUGGCUGCUGCACAUUCUAUUGGUUUCUGUGAAGUUUCCGUGGCUGAAUUUACCCCUAUUUUAUCAAAGGCCUUUGAAAAAUUGAUCAUCGACUCGCGUGCUCGCCCACAAAAACAAGUACGCAAAUUUUCGGUGAGCAAAAUGUUGGGCACACUGAUCGGUAGUAGCGGCUAUGGCAGCAAUCGGAAUUUGGCCAUCAAUCAGGGUACCGUAAUACCUUGCCACAAGGGUGAACUGCAUAAAACACGUGUGCUAAAGCGUCGGCAGGGCUUCAUGGCCACAUCCAGUUUGUGACCAUCUGUCGAAACGGAUUGGUAAUGAAGAAGAAGAUACUAGAAAGAGAGAGUAGUGAACAGAGAAGGAAGAAUGAAGGGGUGUUAACAAAUUUUUAUAUAUUUUAAAAUUUAAAUUUAUAGGUUUAACAACAAGUAGUAACGUAAUUACCAGUAAAGCGCUUUUUGUGUUUGUUAUUCAAAAAAAUUGCGCACAUACUGCUCGUCGUCAUUUAAUGUACAUACACAUAUGUAUGUAGACAUACAUAUAUGUACAUACAUAUGUAUCUAAAUUGAAAUUGCCUGAAAAGAAGUUUGUUUGCUGAAUUAAUUCGUAUUGCAUAAAAUUUUGAACAUAGAUCAAAAAUAUAUUUAAAUACAUUUGUAUCUAUGUAUAUAAUCCACUUGUGGAAAAACAUAUUUACAUACAAAUAUUGUACUUCUAAUUGUAUCACAAAUGUAAUUAAGUAUAAGUAUAAAAACAUUGUAAAGGUUUUGUUUUUAAAGCGAGUGUACAAUGAAAUCAACUUUUUUGUAUUGAAAUGGAAUUUCAAAUGUUACUAAACAAAUUAAUAACAGCAACUUGUUGCUGAUAGCAGUAAUCAAAUCUCAUUCUCUAUCCAAAAUAGUGACUGAAUUUUUCAGUAUUCAAUCUAAGCGGGUUUAAAAAUGUUACAUUUUUAUUUUUUAGUAAACCGUAAGUAAGUGUAUUCAAGCAUACAUACAUACACAUACAUGUUAACCUAUAUAAUUUUCCAAUAAAACUGAGACAGUUCGAAAUUUCAUUUGAAAACAAAAUAAUGUUGAAUUUCUAAUAUUGAAAUUAUGCGUUUUUUGUUUUUAAAAAAUAUGGCUGAAAAAGAACUGUGAUAUGUAUUUAUGUAGAAAAAUUGUAGUUUUUAAACUAACGUAGUUUUAUAUGUAUUACUUGUACACAAAUCAGGACAUUAUUCACUUAAGCACAUCCGUUAUGGAACGGAAAUUUUUCCUUAAGAAAUCAUGGACGUAUACUUUACUCAAUGUAAAAUAUACAGCCCUGCCCUACGUACAGGCGUAUUUAGGAUAAGAAAAUUAUGGUAGGGUAGACCUAUUCGAACUAACUGAAAUUGUAAUAAUUUUCACUUUGAUGUAAAUUUUUAUUAAUUUCCGCUUGCAAGAGAAAUUUUUUGCAGGUUUAUGUAUUUUUGUUUUAUAAAUUAUUUUAUGUUUAUAAAAUAUAAAUGCAAAAGAAGUUUUCGAAGUUUAACUUUUCGUAUUUUGAAAAUUUUUAAAAUUUCGAGAGCUUUCCUAAGCGACUAUGACUUCCAAUAAAAUUUGUUUUAACAAAUCUACAUACAUAAUUCACAUUGAGAAGUCAUAUUACGAUUUCAUAUUCCUUGUAGUAAAAUGGAUCAUUAUUAUACUUUGCAUCCGGUGUUCAAUUUCGAAAUACAGUUGGAAAGAGCGAUGCUGUGUAUUGCGGUAACUUGGCUUAAAAUAUAUCUAAGCCUAAAUAAAA
Messenger RNA from Rhagoletis pomonella (apple maggot), 3024 nucleotides. RefSeq names its product ras-related and estrogen-regulated growth inhibitor-like protein. Gene Ontology annotation, molecular function: GTPase activity; GTP binding. NCBI's taxonomy places the organism in Eukaryota, Metazoa, Arthropoda, Insecta, Diptera, Tephritidae. The transcript has 5 exons. The coding region runs from base 850 to 1548 and encodes 232 amino acids. The record is from RefSeq and is a predicted model, not a curated record.